Messenger RNA from Thunnus maccoyii (southern bluefin tuna), 2894 nucleotides. RefSeq names its product dopamine receptor D2 like (gene drd2l). NCBI's taxonomy places the organism in Eukaryota, Metazoa, Chordata, Actinopteri, Scombriformes, Scombridae. The coding region runs from base 538 to 2016 and encodes 492 amino acids. Gene Ontology annotation, biological process: adenylate cyclase-activating adrenergic receptor signaling pathway. Gene Ontology annotation, molecular function: dopamine neurotransmitter receptor activity, coupled via Gi/Go; G protein-coupled receptor activity. Gene Ontology annotation, cellular component: glutamatergic synapse; presynaptic membrane. The record is from RefSeq and is a predicted model, not a curated record. The transcript is spliced from 9 exons.
ACAAAACGCUGGAAGCCAUGCCAAUUGUAGUGGCUGCUAUGAUGUUGGAUUAACUUGGAUUAACACUUGGUGCGUUUACUGCCAUGUGUGAAUAUUCCUGAGGAAUGUCUCCACUGACCACCGUCGGUCCAUGCGCCAUGCGCGCAGGGCGCAGCUGGCCUUGGAGAGAGACGUCACAUGCAAAUGCCUGAAUGAAUGGAAGAAGGUCCUCAGGAGAUCCCACACCGGUGGUUCAAAAAACUGUAGCUAUUUCCAUCGUCUUCCUCCGCGGCUCAUCUAUCAGACUCCCGCCGCGCCGACUCGGCCUCUUUCGCCGACACCGACACCACAUAGGAAGGGAACUAUAUGACUGAGCAGCGGCGUGUGGACCUCACACUCACUCACUGAGGUCAAAGUGGGUGGCUCGGCUGUAAAUUUGUGGAUGGGAUGCUGCAGCCUGACCGCCGGUUUCUCCCCUGGUGUCCCUGAGAGGAGAGCGGACCUGGAUGUAAGCAGCUCUGCCAGGAGAGGACUGGCCAUGUCCACUGGAGCGAGAUCAUGACUUUACUGAAUGAGUCAGAUGAGACCUCCCUUCCCUCCUUUCCUCUCUUGUCCUUUGAGCACAAUUUCUCCAUCCUUGUCACCCAUGACCCUUCGUACUCCCCCAUAUCCUUCCCCACCACCUCCUCCUCCUCCUCCUCGCUGACUUCCUCUAACUGUACCAGCUCGCCAUCAGCCUCCUCUCCUCCAUACAACUUCUACGCGGUGCUGCUGGUGCUCCUGAUCUUCUGCGUGGUGUUUGGUAACGUGCUGGUGUGUGUGGCGGUGUCGCGGGAGCGUGCUCUCCAGACCACCACUAACUACCUCAUUGUCUCCCUGGCUGUGUCCGACCUGCUGCUGGCCACGCUGGUCAUGCCCUGGGGCGUCUACAUGGAGGUGGUCGGGGAGUGGCGCUUCAGUCUCAUCCACUGUGACAUCCUGCUCACCCUGGACGUCAUGAUGUGCACCGCCAGUAUCCUCAACCUCUGUGCCAUCAGCAUCGACAGAUACACAGCAGUGGCCAUGCCGAUGCUCUACAACACUAGAUACAGUUCCAGGAGAAGGGUGGCGGUGAUGAUUGCUGUGGUGUGGUUCCUCUCUUUUGCCAUCUCCUGUCCUUUACUGUUUGGACUCAACAACACUGCUAGCCGCGAAGGCACCACAUGCUCCUUUGCAGACCCAGCCUUUGUCGUGUACUCAUCUGUUGCCUCCUUCUACGUUCCCUUCAUUGUAACUUUGCUGGUGUAUGCGCAGAUCUGUGUGGUGCUGCGCAAACGAGGCAGACGCACCGCACCGCCGCGCAGACAUGGCCUCCAUGCUCAAGGCGGGACUGAAGCCGGAGAAGGUCAUCGACACAGGAAGAAUAAGUGUACACAACCAGAGGAUGUGAAGCUGUGUGCCCUGAUCCUGAGGCCCGCCACCGCUGCACCCCAGCGCAAGAAAGUGACGCUAGUGAAGGAAGCAGUGGUCCAUCCCCUCGAGGUGGAGCCGGGUCAGUUCCUGCCACAGACUGAGCAAAGCCUUGCUCCUGCCCCUGCUCCCCAAACUUCCUCCCACUCUGGACGGGCCAGGAUCUCUCUGUCCAUCUCUGUCGGACCCGCCCCGGUUCUUCCCUCAACCGUGACACGAUCGGCCUUGACGCCUCGCCCCCCCACCCUCGAGGAUGGCAUGAGGGGACGUGAGGGAUGGAGGGAGCGCAGCGGAGGCAGAGAGAAAUGGGGGAUCAGCAAGGAGAGGGUGAGAGGGAGGCUGUCACAGCAGAAGGAGAGAAAGGCCACGCAGAUGCUCGCUAUUGUACUCGGUGUGUUCAUCAUCUGCUGGCUGCCCUUCUUCCUGACCCACGUGCUGAGAGCUCACUGCAGGAGCUGCUGUAUCUCACCCUCGCUGUACAGCGCUGUCACUUGGCUGGGAUACCUCAACAGUGCCGUCAACCCUGUCAUCUACACCACUUUCAACAUUGAGUUUCGCAAAGCCUUCAUCAAGAUCCUACAUUGCUGAGAGUCAGAGAGAUGAGAAACGUCAACUGUCAAGAAAACAUAAAGCCUGACGUUUGUUUGAGAGCUGAGGUGUGAGAGAGAGAGAGUGGUGGAGAAAGUAGAAAUAAGUAGGAGCAGUUUUUUAUACACAGGAAGAGGAAGAUGAGACAAUGCACAGGGAUGACUUUUGAGUCAAAGUGGUUCAAGCCAGCUGGAAGAAUAUUAGAGACAAGUGAAAUGUAACGAGCAGCUCAGACAGGGCUGAAGAAAGAGAGAACAUGCGAUAUGGGAGGAAUGAAAACACAUAGAUGAUCACAAAAGAAGGAGUCCAGAAUGUGAGACAAGUAAAAGACAGCUACAAGAAACACAAACAAGCUAGAGAUAUGUAUGGAAAAGGAGACAUGCACUGUGUUAUGUACAUACACUCUGAAAAGGGAAUAUGUUAGGAUUGAGGAUCUCUCCGCAGCAUCCCAACUGAGAGCCCGCUGCACAUAUGUGAGACUCGCUGAGACGUGACUGUUUUUCCAAUUUAUUUGAAGAUUUGUUUGUGUUGGACUCUGGCUGUUGUAUUUUCUUGUAAUCUAGACAAGCAACGUCCUGUUUCUUCUUUGUAUGUGCUCAUUGUUCUCAGAGGACUGGAAUAAGUUAACAUAAGGAUCCAGCACAAAACUUUUAUUUUUAUUCUCAUGCCCAAGGCUCCGAACAUUUUUCACAUUUUUUAACAACCCACUGUUACAUCAAGGUAGAGUUAUUGAUUUGGUGAUUGAUGGCAUAUUGAUGGAAUAUUCAAAAAAAGUAGAGAGUGAAGAGAGCUUUCAUCCAAUGUAAUGUGUACAUUUUUUUGCAUUAAAUAAGUGUGAAUACAUGUAAAAUUUGGUGUUGUAAAUAAUCAUCUUAGUG